UAUCAGAUGAAUUUGUGAGGAUGUCAGUGAAUCAAAGAUUAGAAUGGCAUGUUUCAUCUCAAACUCUGUUAUGUUCCCGCAGGGUUGCAGGAGAAGCCCUUACAACUUAUUUGGUUGGAACAUAGGCAAGAACAGAAAUGCUGAUCUUAAGCCACAGCCCAAGUACCAUGACACUGAUCUUCCUUUCUCUCCUUCUCUGGUUGAUAGAACAUUCUUAAGAGGUAGGGAACUAAAAUGUUGCUACAAGGCUACUAUUGAUGGAUUUAGCGCGACGAAUUUUCAUGACUGUUGUGAUUUCAAGGGACCCUGUGUUAUAAUUGGAUACACAGACAAGUCCUUCAAGUUUGGUGCAUUUAACCCUGAAGGCUAUAGGAGUACAGAUGAUUACUAUGAUACAUUUGAUGCAUUCCUCUUCUACUGGACUGACAAUGAGGAAACUGAUCCUAUUAUACUGCCGAAAAUAGGGGGCAGUGGUGCAGCACUUUUUGAUUAUGCUCGAGGAGGUCCCCAGUUCGGGGCUGAUGGAUUGCUCAUUGGACCUCCCCUGGCACCAGUUAUGGGCGGAUUUGCAGGGCCUGACACUAAUUCCGGCAUUGGAGACUUGAGGCAAGCCAAGUCUAGAUUGGGAUUAUCAUAUGCUAAGAGGAAGGAUGGUAAGGAAUCCCUAUUUGGGGACCAGUCCAAGACUUGCCUCGAGGAAGUGCAAGUUUUUUGCAGUCCUCAAAUUGCUAGCUUAUACUAAUCUUAGUAAGGACUUGUAAAUUCUAGUUCCUUUUAGUAUAUAUCUCUUGCAUUGAUGAAAAAUCCUUCUAGUAUUUUUAUUUAAAGAUGAUUAUUUCAGCUCUAGAAGUAGUUAAAGACAUGUAAUUUUAAUUAUUUUAGGUAAGAGUGUUAGAGACCUUCUCUAAAUACAAGUUUCAUGUAACUAUUUCAAAUUGUGGAAACCUCCCAUAGGGGGAAAAGGAUACCAAAAUUGUUACUUUCUUAAAGUUCAUGACCACUUAACUCAGUGGUGGAGUUCUUUUUGGGACUUCAUUUUCAUUUCUUAGGAGUGGGAGCUUAUUGUUAAAAGUGAUUUUUUAUGAACCACAAGUGUUGAUUUGGUGAUGAAACUAGGAAAAAAGGCCACACGCUUACCCAAGGGCCAAGCAACAACUGAAGCAAUAGGGGGUGAGAGAAUCUAAUUUUAGAGAAUAUUUACUCUCUGUUGCAUUAUAAGAGUUUAGGGAUAUUAGUCCUUUUAAGAAAUCAUUCUCAAAGUUGUGUUAUUGUUGUUUCUAUACCGAUAUUCUUAACAAAGUGAAGAGAGG
Messenger RNA from Durio zibethinus, 1310 nucleotides. RefSeq lists its product as uncharacterized. NCBI's taxonomy places the organism in Eukaryota, Viridiplantae, Streptophyta, Magnoliopsida, Malvales, Malvaceae. The record is from RefSeq and is a predicted model, not a curated record.